CACUAUGGGCAUCACACGUGAUAUGUCUUUUCCUAUGUCCCCCUCCACUGGUCAACGUCGCGCAGUUCUGACACCGCAGUUCUAAGUCAUUGUCAACUACCAAACGGACAUCCAUGACCGCAAUUCUCUGCUCUCUGACUCUACGUGUUAGCGUAUAAAAAGCCUACAGAAAUGCCAGUAUUCCUCCAGACCAAGCUCAGCAUCUUCGUCUACUACCUGCUUGAAUUUUCAUCGCCAUGCGUUUCUCACUCGCUACUCUCAUCCCUCUCGCUGUGCUCGUCGCCCCCGUGCUCUCCGGUACGGUCAAGGCUGAACACAAGGGCGAGCACAAAGGCAAUGGCGAACACCACAAAGGAGACAAGCACGUCAAGGGACACCACCACAAGGGACGAGAUGACUCCAACAGCAUGGAUAACACUUCCUGGAAGCCUACUUGGACUUGGCCUGGGAACGGCAAGCAGUGUCCUUCGGACGUCAAGAAGGACUGCCCUUGUUUGACCGAUACCGAGUGCGGAUUCAAGUGCCCUCAACAGUGGCCCGACACCAAGGCCACUUGGGAGCCAGUCUUUGAGAACAAGAGUGACUGGAGUGGAUGGAAGUCGGGAAAGUAUACCCCCGUUACUACUGGGUACGUUUCCAAAGAUACCUUUGAGAUCGACUGCAAGAACCUUUGCUUGGCUCAUGAGAAAUGUAACUCUUGCCAGGCGUUCUCGCUCGAGGAAGUCGCUGAAGAGUUCAUUUGUGCGCUCUUUGAGGAGAUCAUCGAUAUGUCGACUUGGGAGGAGGAUUGCGAUGAUGACAAGAACGGCAAGAAGUACUACGAGACUUCUUGCUGGAACUCCAAGUCCUAGACUAGGAGUGUGGUGAUAUAUAUCAUGGAUAUCCAAGGACUUUUUGUAAUAUUUACAUCCAGCGCAAUCAAAUUGGUCAGUCGUAGAGUGCAGCUGUGGUUUUCC
Messenger RNA from Desarmillaria tabescens, 956 nucleotides. RefSeq lists its product as uncharacterized. The record is from RefSeq and is a predicted model, not a curated record. NCBI's taxonomy places the organism in Eukaryota, Fungi, Basidiomycota, Agaricomycetes, Agaricales, Physalacriaceae. The transcript is spliced from 4 exons. Bases 237 to 851 code for a protein of 204 amino acids.